Messenger RNA from Lotus japonicus, 2042 nucleotides. RefSeq names its product abietadienol/abietadienal oxidase. Gene Ontology annotation, molecular function: oxidoreductase activity, acting on paired donors, with incorporation or reduction of molecular oxygen; monooxygenase activity; heme binding. Bases 262 to 1740 code for a protein of 492 amino acids. The transcript is spliced from 10 exons. Gene Ontology annotation, biological process: sterol metabolic process; multicellular organism development; brassinosteroid homeostasis. The record is from RefSeq and is a predicted model, not a curated record. Lineage: Eukaryota; Viridiplantae; Streptophyta; Magnoliopsida; Fabales; Fabaceae.
UUACAAGACACAGCUUCUUCCCUCUCCUCAUCUCUUCAAAUCUAGCUCAGUUUUCUAAGUAAUAUACACCGGGUUCUCAAUGCUGUGUAUGUUAGUUUAUCAGAAAAGUCUUAAGGUGACUAGAAGCCUUUUGCACUAGCUAGGAAUUUGCAAGAGUCUAGUUUCACACUUUGAUAAGGGAAUUUGGAAAAUUGCUCAAGGCAAUUAACCACUUGGUAGAGUUGUGAUUAGCUUUUCCCUCCAUUUUAAUUCACACGGAAAAUGAGAGAAAACAUGUCAGGAACAUGGCUGGUUGUGAUCACUGUGAUAUUGGCCACUGCAAUAUUUGCAAAAGUAAUUCAAGUCAAGUCAAGGAAGGAAAGCAAAAGAAAAUGCAGAUUACCACCAGGAAGGAGAGGGUGGCCUUUGAUUGGUGACAGCAUCAAUUGGUACAAUGCAGUUGCAAGUUCUCAUCCUCCUCAGUUUGUUGAAGAAAUGAUGCAGAGGUAUGGUAAGAUAUUUUCUUGCAGCCUAUUUGGCAAAUGGGCAGUGGUAUCAGCAGAUCCAAGCUUCAACCGGUUUGUAAUGCAAAAUGAAGGCAAAUUAUUCAUGUCAAGUUACCCUAAAUCUUUCAGAGAUUUGGUUGGUAAAAAUGGUGUGAUCACAGUGCAAGGAGAGCAGCAAAGGAAACUACACGGGAUCGCUUCGAACAUGAUGCGCCUAGAGAAGCUUAAGUUCCAUUUCUUGAAUGAUAUACAAAAGGUCAUGCUCCAAACUUUGAGCAACUUUGACAACAACCAAGUCAUUCUUUUGCAGGAUGUUUGUAGAAAGGUAGCUAUAAAUUUAAUGGUUAAUCAACUACUUGGGGUUUCAAGUGAGUCUCAAGUGAAUGAAAUGGCUCAGUUGUUUUCUGACUUUGUUGAUGGUUGUCUAUCUGUUCCUAUCAACAUCCAAGGCUUUGCAUACCACACAGCUAUGAAGGCAAGGGAGAAAAUCAUAAGCAAGAUAAACAAGACUAUAGAGGUACACAGACAAAACGGCGCUCCCACAGAAGGUAGUGGUGUACUUGGAAGACUAAUAGAGGAAGAAAGCUUGCCAGAUGGUGCUGUUGCAGACUUCAUCAUCAAUCUUCUCUUUGCAGGGAACGAAACAACCACCAAGACAAUGCUUUUUGCAGUCUAUUUCCUUACUCAAUGUCCUAGAGCCAUGAAGCAAUUGCUGGACGAACAGGAUUCUCUAAGAAGUAAUUCUGGAGAGGAAUUUCUUACAUGGCAGGAUUAUAAAGCAAUGCCUUUCACUCAAUGUGUUAUUGAUGAAACACUUAGACUUGGGGGCAUUGCAAUUUGGUUAAUGAGAGAAGCAAAACAAGACAUUCCAUACCAAGAUUUUGUUAUUCCCAAGGGAUGCUUCGUGGUUCCAUUUCUUUCAGCAGUUCAUUUAGAUGAAUUAGUAUAUAAUGGUGCUCAAAACUUCAAUCCUUGGAGAUGGAUGGAACCUGAAAAUGAGGUUAGUCCACAUACCAAACCGGAAAAGAGAAACUGGAGAACCAGUCAAUUGUAUGCACCCUUUGGAGGAGGUGCUAGAUUCUGUCCUGGAGCAGAGCUAGCUCGCCUUCAAAUUGCUCUUUUUCUUCAUCACUUUGUCACUACCUACAGAUGGACACAAAUGAAGGAAGAUAGGAUAUCCUUCUUUCCCUCUGCUAGAUUAGUGAAUGGCUUUGAAAUCUGUCUAACGAGAAGACAUGUUGAUGAAACAAAUUGAAAGAUGUCACAACAUGUUGAUCUUGAACUCCUCUGAGUUCCCAACUAUUUUUCAGUCAUUGUUUACUCUGGCUGCUCUUUUUGCUGAGUAUUCUCUCAGUUCUCCCAAGAGUGAUGUCAGAGUUUAAUUUCUUUUGUCAUGUAUAAUUAUGUAUAGAAUAGUUUUCAUACUGUAACAUGUUCUUCUUUUUUGAAACAAUACUGUAACAUGUUCACUAGGAGUCUAGUACUCAUAAAGGCUGUAUAGCAUACAACAGUCAAGUGUUGAGGUGUUUCUUAUUAUUUCAUUUUUUCCUUGAUAAA